AUGGACCUCACUAAUGCAGACACACCAGUCACCCAACCUGGAAGAACACGCAAAAUCGUGGUUUUAAUUUCGGGCUCCGGUUCAAAUUUGCAGGCGCUCAUGGAUGCAUGUGCCUCCGGUCGAAUACCCUCUGCCAAAAUCGCGUUUGUACUAUCCAACCGUUCGGCAGCAUACGGUCUUCAAAGAGCUGCUCAAUCCUCCCCUCCUAUUCCAACGGGUGUGCUUGCGUUCAAAACAUAUGUAAAUGCGCGCGCGAAAGAGGGCGUGCAAGCGACACGAGAAGAUUACGAUGCAGCAGUUGCUGAGCGGAUACUGAAAGAGGUUCCGGAUGUGGAUUUGGUGGUACUGGCAGGGUGGAUGCAUAUCCUCAGCGAAAAGUUUUUGGAUCUCAUGAAGAUGCCGGUGAUCAACUUGCACCCGGCGCUUCCUGGUGCCUUUGAUGGUGCGCAUGCAAUCGAAAGAGCGUAUACUGCGUUUCAAAAGGGUGAGGUCGGACACACGGGCGUGAUGGUUCAUCGAGUGGUCAAGGAAGUUGAUCGGGGAGAGCCGAUCCUUACUCGAGUUGUUGAAAUCAAAAAAGAGGACUCAUUGGCGGAGUUGGAGACUAGGAUUCAUGAAGUGGAGCAUGAUCUGAUUGUGGAAGCUACAAUUAAGGUUUUACAAGAAGAGGGGGUAUGA
Molecule: messenger RNA, 678 nt
Organism: Rhizoctonia solani
Lineage: Eukaryota; Fungi; Basidiomycota; Agaricomycetes; Cantharellales; Ceratobasidiaceae
Product: phosphoribosylglycinamide formyltransferase
Exons: 2
Coding region: 1-678 (225 amino acids)
Biological process (GO): 'de novo' IMP biosynthetic process
Cellular component (GO): cytoplasm
Molecular function (GO): phosphoribosylglycinamide formyltransferase activity
Source: RefSeq, a predicted model, not a curated record